CUCACUGACAGUGCAAGCUCGGAAACUCGGAAAGUGUUAUACCUAUUUUCUCCGAUACUCACACUUUACUCGAGCGCGCCCCCCGCCAAGCUGGAGCGCGAGGCCAGCGCGAACACGCAGCUGCGCCGGGCGAUCUGCGAGGCCAAGGAAGGCGCCGCGAGGAAGGCCGCCAAGCGCAAGCCGGACGCCGUCUUCGCCAGGUGUCACCCCGGUGUAACUGUGUACGAGGACUACGCUUGCAUGCUCAACCAGACCAACAUCGGCCAAAACAACAACAAGUUCUAUCUCAUCCAAAUUGGCACAGAUACUAAGGAAUUUGUUUGUUUCACGAGAUGGGGGAGAGUGGGAGAAGCAGGCCAGUGGAAUGUAGAGUUUACGAAGAAGGCGGAAGAUGCCAUCAAGAUUUUCGAGAAGAAAUUCAAGGACAAGACCAAGAACAACUGGGCCGAUCGAGACAACUUCGAGCCGGUCCCUAAGAAGUAUACUUUGCUGGAAAUGGACGACGACAGCGACGAAGAGGAAGAUGCAGUAGACUCCUCAGCGGUCAAGGAGGAAGCGGCACCCUACGAAGGCCCUUGCAACUUGCAUCCAAGGACCAUGCUCAUGAUCAAACUCAUUUUCUCGGAUGAUAUGUUUGUCAAUCAGAUGGCGGAUAUGAGUCUAGACGUGAAAAAAAUGCCUCUGGGCAAGCUGAGCAAGCUGCAGAUUGCCAAGGGAUUGGAGGCGCUCAUAGACAUCGAAGACGCCAUAAAAAAGAAGAAGGUACAGGAGCGAAGUUCUCUCCUCCCUCCCUCCCCCCCCCCUCCCUCCCUCCCUCCCUCCCUCCCUCCUCCUCCAAAGAAACAAAAAAAAAAAUCACAACCCUCGUCCAGGUUCGCCAGCCACGACGACAUCAAGCACCGGAAGUUGCUCUGGCACGGCACCAACGUGGCGGUGGUGGCGGCGAUCCUCAAGGCCGGGCUCAGGAUCAUGCCCCACUCGGGAGGGUUGGUGGGCCGGGGCAUCUACUUCGCGUCGGAACAUGCCAAGAGCUCUUUUUAUGUUGGCUGCCAUUACGGGGCUUUCGAAGGCGAGAGCUACCUAGGCUUCAUGUUCCUGGUCGAAGUGGCUUUAGGGAAAGAGAGCAGCAUCACACAGUCUGAUGGCAGUCUGACAGAAGCUCCCAGUGGCUAUGACAGCGUGGUGGCACGAGGAAGGACCGAGCCAGACCCGAAGAAGAACAAGAAACUAGUCUUUGACGGGAAGAACGUCACAGUGCCUCUGGGAAAACCUGUCCCUCAGAAGGAGUGGUCAGAGAGUGGCUUCGGACAGAGCGAGUAUCUUGUGUACAAAGAGAGUCAGGCUCGCAUUAGAUACAUACUCAAGUUUUCCUUCAUAUAGGCCUUUACUUGACAUUUACUCUUCGUUACCAUUCUGGCAAAUAUAGUUUGUUUUUUUAGGAUUAAAUAUUUUGCUUCUGAAAAUGUGUAGAAAGUGUCAGAUUGUUAUGUUUUAUAUAAUUGCUACCAUUAUUGUUAUUAUUAUCAUUAUGGUGAUGAUGAUUAUUUUUAUAUUAAUAUUACUAUUGAUGUUGUUCUAAAUAUCUUGUUUUUUGUAUUAGAAAUUUGAAAGUCAGUUCAUUAUGAAAAAUGUAAAAGGAUUUUUUUUUUUGCAAUGCUAACUUAUAGUUUGUAAAUAUACUAUUACCAAAUUUGUAUACUUCGUGAUACAUUAAAGUAUAUAUGCAUCACAAUGCUUUUUUAUGUACUUUUUUUCAGGGAAAUUAUGGUGCCUCAAAAUAAAAUACCAGAUGGCCUUAUAAUAUAUAUUUAUAAAAAAGGCUAUAUGAAUGCUUUUAGAAUACCGGCUGUGGAAUAUGACAGUUCCCCCUUGAAGAUGAGUGUCACGUUUUCUUUGUUUAUCGUCGGUUAAUUUGUAAAAUAUAUUGUAAUUGAAAAAUGUAUAUAUUUGUUGAUUUGAUCGCAGAUUUUAAUCGGUAUUUACUGGAGGAUUGUCACAUAUUUCUACUACCCUUAAACUGAAUCUGUAUUUAUUGUAUGAAAUAUCACUGUUAAAAAAAAUCACUGGGUAACUUUGCUAUGUGAUUGAUUUGCUCAUAUUCAGAGACACUUCGGACACCUUUUCCGAUGGAGGUUCGCUGCCAUCACGGCUCUUAUUGGCUGCGAGACGAGACAGCUCGACGGUGAUUGGCUGCGGGGCGCGAAAUGCUGGUCCAGCUCUCCCAUUAAGGUGUCCGGUGUCUCUAGUCUCCCCUCAACCCACUUUCCCGAUUCUUCAAAUGUGUUGAUGUCAGUUGUGAGAUUAGCAAGACCUGGGAUUAAACAUUCUAUGAAAGAUCCUUUUUUUUUUUUUUUUUUUUUUUUUUCAAAUUAAAAU
Molecule: messenger RNA, 2376 nt
Organism: Penaeus chinensis
Lineage: Eukaryota; Metazoa; Arthropoda; Malacostraca; Decapoda; Penaeidae
Product: protein mono-ADP-ribosyltransferase PARP3-like
Exons: 9
Cellular component (GO): site of double-strand break
Molecular function (GO): NAD+ poly-ADP-ribosyltransferase activity
Source: RefSeq, a predicted model, not a curated record